GCAACUUUCAGUUCUUCAGAAUGUAUCCAUUUAUUUUGACAUUUUAUUUGUCUAAUAGACAAUUUAAUAAUUGACGUUAAGUGAAAAAUCGCGAUUGUGCUUGAUGUCAGUGUAAUUAAUUAGUUACGACACACACACACGUUUACUACUUAAUUAUCAAAUCAUUAUUAUUACAUUUACAACAUGGUAGAUUAUGAGAAAGAAGAAGUUGUAAAUUUGCAGAGAGAAUUUGAAUGGGUGCUACAUGAAGAAAUUCACAAAGGACUAGAUCAAAUCCAUCAAAUACUUGUGGAAUGUGCCAGACGUUUCCCAGUGGCUUUGUAUGGACAUGACAACUCAAGUAAACAGGACAAAUUUGUUCUGACUGUCCCAGUUGAUCAAUUAAAAUGUGUUGUUACGCUUACAGGUGAUAGCAUUACCCAUGCCGAUAUUAACUUUAAAGUGACAAGACAAACAAAUACUACUAUGGUUCGUACCACGAUCCAUAAUGAAAACCCCUGGAAGUUGCAGCAAGUACAAGAUGCGGCAAAUCAUUUGCAGCAAGCGAUUUAUCACAUAGACGACGUAGGAAAACAUUACAAAUUUAAAUCAUCAGAUGAAGUUUUACACAUAUUGGGCAAUAUUCUGGACAGCUUACAAAGGGGACGUACUAGCUUGAUAGUGCCCAGAAAGAAAACCAUGGACGAUUUACAAAAAAGUCGCAAUAUGAAAUCUUUGUCUCCGCCUCUGUCCGAGGACCUAGCAAUAAGCUUUUAUAUCCAAAGCCAUAAAUUAAUCUUCGCUAUCUACCAGUUGACGAGUAACCAUGGCGUUAUGAAAUAUGACUCGGCACACGCAGAAUGUUCUGUACCCUGGUUAAAUGAGGUGCUGGUCCUUUUCACUGUUGGACUGCAACUGUGCCAACAACUAAAAGACAAGAUCUGCGUUUUCUCUCAAUAUAAGGAUUUCACGGUUGGUUCUAGACCAGCCAGCCCAUUGGCCUCGUAAUCUCGAAUUUUUUAUCGUUUAACUAAAAUCGUAGCUAUUAUGAUAUUGUCAAUUUCUCUUUAGUUUUUGUUUGUAAAUAUUUUAGAGGUGUAAAACAAGCCGUACAUAGUUUUAGUUAAGGUCUUAAAUAUAUUUGUUGAUAUAUUAUUUAUUUUCCUUAGUUGUCAUAGAAAAAUAAAACUAACAGUGGUUUUAAAAGCAAUACUUAUUAAUGGAGGACUAGGUACGGUAAGAGCUUGGCUUUAAGUUAGUUUAAGUUCGAUUUUAAUGAUUUGAGUAAAGAUCUAAUAAUUACAUAAUGUGUACGUAUUUACUAAAUACAGAUACUUGUUGAUUA
This is a messenger RNA of Anoplophora glabripennis (Asian longhorned beetle), 1324 nucleotides long. It is a transcript of the gene rogdi, whose product is annotated as protein rogdi. Gene Ontology annotation, cellular component: RAVE complex. The record is from RefSeq and is a predicted model, not a curated record. The transcript is spliced from 7 exons. Bases 184 to 987 code for a protein of 267 amino acids. Lineage: Eukaryota; Metazoa; Arthropoda; Insecta; Coleoptera; Cerambycidae.